This is a messenger RNA of Musa acuminata subsp. malaccensis (wild Malaysian banana), 1656 nucleotides long. RefSeq names its product vicilin Cor a 11.0101-like. The record is from RefSeq and is a predicted model, not a curated record. NCBI's taxonomy places the organism in Eukaryota, Viridiplantae, Streptophyta, Magnoliopsida, Zingiberales, Musaceae.
ACACAUCUCCCGCAAAGACCAGAAGCCAAAGCGAAAUGGCCACCAGAAGAGUCGAAGCCUUCCUCUUCCCACUUCUCCUCCUGCUCCUCUCCUCCAGCUGCCUCUUGGCUUCAUCCUCCAGAUCUGAUCCGGAGAAAAAGCGUUGCGCCAUGGAGUGCAGAGGCAUUCCGGAGCAGCAGCAGAGGAAGCUAUGCGUGCACCGGUGCUUAGACCAUUCCGGCGAGCAAGAAUCUGGAAGAGAGCACAACCCUUACUACUUCGGCCGGCGGAGCUACCAGCAGUGGAGCAGAACGGAGCACGGCAGUUUGGAGGUGCUGGAGAGGUUUGCUCGGACAUCCGACCAGUUGCUGGGCGUCGACAACUACCGCCUGGCGGUGUUGGAGGCGGAGCCGCAGACUUUUAUCAUGCCCUGCCAUUGGGACGCCGAACAGGUGGUUUACGUAAUGCAAGGGCGUGGGACGAUAACACUGCUGCACGAGGAGAGGCGAGAGUCACACGAUAUCAAGAGAGGAGACAUCAUGAGGGUUCCGGCGGGGGUGAUCGUGUAUGCCAUCAACAAAGCCAGUAAUGAGAGGCUCCGAGUCGCCAUGCUCCUCCACCCCAUCUCGACUCCCGGGCACAUUGAGGAGUACCAUGGUGCAGCCGGGAGGAAUCCACAGACCUUCUACACCAGUUUUAGCAACGAAGUACUGGAAGCUGCCUUCAAUACUCCGUGGGAUAAACUAGAGAGGGUGUUUAGGAGCCAGAGGAAGGGGGGAAUCAUAAAGAUAACCGAGGAUCAGAUCAGAGCAUUGAGUGAAUCCAAUACUGAGAGUGGACUCUCAAAUGAGCCAUACAAUCUGCUGGAGAACAGCCCUUCUCAUUCGAAUGAGCACGGUCAACUACACGAGGCCACAGGUAACGAGUGCGAGAUGCUCCAGGAUCUGAAUGUGGACGUAUCCAUUGCUAACAUCAGCGAGAGAUCAAUGAUGGCUCCAAACUACGACACCCGGUCGACCAAGUUGGCCAUGGUGGUGGAAGGAAGAGGCUACAUCGAGAUGGCUUGUCCCCACCGCUCCGCCGAGCGACGCAGAACCCAGGUAGAGACGGGAUCCCAAGGAGAGCAGCGCGUCCGCUAUCGGACCGUGAGAUCGCGAGUCUCCCGUGGGUCGGUGUUCGUGAUCCCCGCAGGGCACCCGGCGGCAGUCGUGGCCGCUGCUAACGAAAACCUUCAGGUCCUCUGCUUCGGGACACGGUCGGAGAACAACCGGAGGUACUACCUCGCGGGGAGGAACAACGUGCUGAACAGACUCGACAGGGCGGCGAAGGCGAUGGCCUUCGGCGUCCCGGCGGAGGAAGUGGAAGAGGUGCUCAAUGCGCAGCCGGAGAGCGUGUUCAUGCCCGGUCCGGAGCGCCGGCGGGAAGAAGAAGAGAAGCGGCGGCAGCUUGUCUUCAAAUAUGCCGGGUUUUGAGUGAGUUGUUGAGCUUGUGGGUAGGGAAUCCUGUUUCGGUGAUCGACGAUGAGUGCGAGAAGGAUAAAUUGGGGCACGGACAAGUGCUUCUGCAGUUCGAAUAAAGAAGUCACAUAGUUUGCGUGCUCCAACAUGUGUUUCUACAUGUUGUUUUGGUGAUCAAAUCCGCUUCUACAGUUUCCGCUGCUCUUCCCACUUCAGCUAC